GUCUCCGGCUGCACAGAGGGCCGCGGGAGGGGCAGCACACUCCCGCCCCGCCCCGCCCCGCCUUCUACCCAUGCAGCAGCGCAGCGCAGCGGGCCCAUGGAGCCGGUUCUCGGCGGUGGGGUGGUGGAACUCGAACCGGUGCGCGGCCGGGAGCUGCAGCUAGAGAGCACACAGAAGUCGCACCGGCUGCUGGCCUACAGCGAUGCGCUGCUCUCCAUCAUCGCUACGGUGAUGAUUUUGCCAGUGGCUCACACAAAAAUACAUCCUGAUCAGAAACUGGGUGAAAGUGUUCAGCAACUUCUUCUAGCAAAAAUUGCAGUCUACUUGAUGACCUUCUUAAUAGUCACAGUGGCAUGGGCAGCACAUGUAAGGUUGUUUCAGGUGAUAGAGCUCAUAGAUGAUGUCCUCGCUCUUCUAAAUCUGGCUUGUAUGAUGAUCAUAACUUUCUUGCCAUACACAUUUUCCUUAAUGGCUUCCUUUCCAGAGGUACCUUUUGGCAUUUUCCUGUUCAGUGUCUGUGCUAUUGUCAUUGGCCUUAUACAGGCUGUGAUAGUAGUAUAUGGAUUCUAUCACCCACAUUUACUGAACCAACAGAUACAGGUGUCUGAAAAUCAGAAUUUCUAUAAGCACCAUAUCUUAAAGAUUAUCCUAAGGGGACCAUUUUUAUGCUUUUUAGCAGCCAUCUUUUCUUUCUUCUUUAUUCCUUUGUCUUAUGUGCUUCUUGGGCUCGUAAUCAUUUUUCCACAUCUCACUCGAUUCAUUACAUGGUGUAAAAUCAAGAUUGUUGGUCAAAAGGAUGAAGACGAGGAACACCUUAGCUUAGAAACCUUCACUUUUUACCUCAGUGAGCCUCUGAGUAAGGAACGGGUAGAAGCAUUCAGUGAUGGAGUCUAUGCUAUUGUAGCAACCCUGCUCAUUUUGGAUAUAUGUGAAGACAAUGUCCCUGAUCCCAAAGAAGUUGAGGAGAAGUUCCAUGGCAGCCUUCUUAAAGCUUUAAGUGAAUAUGGACCAAACUACCUUGCCUACUUUGGCUCAUUUGUAACAAUUGGUCUCCUGUGGUUUGUCCAUCACUCACUUUUCCUUUACAUAGCAAAAGCUACACGAUUAAUGGGACUGCUCAACAUACUUUCGUUGGCUUUCAUUGGUGGUCUCCCACUAGCUUACCAGCUGACCAGUGAAUUUGCAGAGAAGUCUCACAAUGAAAUAGAAGCCAUUCAGGUCAGCUGUGUUAUCACUUUUUUUGCCAGCAUAUUUCAGUUUGCCAUAUGGACUACAGCCCUCCUGCAUGAAGGGGAAACUUUGCAUCCUUUUGCUAGAUAUGGUGGCAAAGAGCAUGCCUUCAUGUUUGCUAAGCUGGCUCUCUACCCUUGUGUAAGCCUUGGAGCCUUCUUUCUAACAUGCUUGUUAAGUGAAUUCAGCACAACAAUUUUCCAUCUUAUGCAGAUUGUAAUCCCAUUUACUUUUCUUGCCUUGCGCAUUUUUGUUAGAAUUGCUUUGACUGUCAUCAAGUCAGUGACGUCUCUCUCCAGACAGAAAGUUGUAUUGUUACAAGAGGAGGAGGCGUGUCUGUCUGCUGGUGAAACACUCUCCUAAGUUUCCAUGUCGUGCAUGUGAAGUUCCACCUUUUCUUCAUCUCUUUUAACUCAUAUUAGCUUCAUGUGUGGAUUAUAUUGAUCUAAACCAAAGUCUGUUCACCAUAACUAGGGCAUAUUUAAGUUUUAUCUGGUCAUGCUUGAGGUCCUUUCUCCAAAACCUGUCAGUGCAAAAAUCAGGUAAACAGGGGAUACAAAUCAAAACUAUAGAGUUACUCUUUUGGAAAAAAAACCCCACUGCUUGACAUGUAACUGCAGUGAUGAUUGAUGAAGAAGUGCACAACCAGGUGCCCAGCAAAAGGCCCUUUUUUCUGACAUAUGGCAGUUGUUAUGGCAGCCAAACACAGGCAUAGCAGCUGGUUGUGCCACCGUGAGAUACGGAGUGAAGCUUGGAAGAUAUGGAGACCUCUGGAUUUCUGGAUGGUGGAUCGUGAUAGAAUGUUUGUGUGUAGACGUUGCUGGUCUCCCCUUGGGGUUUUGGGUGGGUUUUUCUGUUUGUUUGUUUGGCUUGGUUUUUAAUGGUUACAAUGUCUUUUCUGGAUAGUUGAAAAUGUGUGACAGGAUUUUGAAAACUACUUUAGUGGUUUGUAAGAUUGAGUUUAGAUGACAGUAGCAUUUACAACCCAUAGGCUGUCUUCCAGGCUCUCGGAACACAAGUUCUUCAGACACAUCUGUUCCUUUAAAAAAGGAUAUGUUUAGGAAAUGAGGAUUCAUGUGGCUUUGUAUCUAAGGCUUGAACUAGCUUUGAUACCUUCCAGGAAAGAGAUUCCAAGAAUUGUGAGACAUGAAGUAAACUUGCUUUCAGUUCUGAACCAGCUGCAGGCUUUUUGUGUCUAUUUUUGUGCCUAUUGAAAGAAACAUCUUUCUGUUAUCCUGAAGGCAUGAUUCAGAGAGCAUGUGAGACUUUAAUGACACAUAUAAGAGUUCCAUAUUAGGUAAGGAAGUUGAGUUUUUCCCCAAGUAGAGGUUAACUAAGGGAUCUCACAGAUUUCUGAGUUUCAGCAAGACAGCAACAGAAAACCCUGUAGGACUUCCAGUCCGUAGCAUGUUGAUUUCUUUUACACUUCUGUGAAGUUUGAUCAGCUUUGUGCUUACCAAACGUUACCCUACAGAAAGCUGUAUAGAACGAGUGGGCAAAGUCAUCUAGCUGCCUUGGAAGCCUUUAUGUUUCUUUUUGGCAGAGCUGGUAGUUUGUAUCUCAGACUGUUUUACUGCCGGAUAACUUUAAUGCCAUAUUUAAAGGCAUUUGAGGGAUUUUAUUGUUCCUCUUAAAAAAGAAAUUCUGUGGCAAUGUAUACCUGGAGUAGUUGUUAGUGAAAACAAAUUCAGAUAUCUCAUUUCAGUUGUCAUCAGUCUUGAAAGCGCUUGUGCUUUUGGUUCGAAGCACCUUGAUUCCAAGAUGUAAUUGUUAGUGUUAUGUACUUCUUGUGAGAGAGUACAUUCAGAUAUCCAGGGACUUUUAUACCUGGUUGAUGUUAAAUGACUUACAGUAGGAUUCUGCAUUGUGUCGCAUAUUGCACGGUUUUUCUGGUAUUUAAUAAAGGCACUUUCAGUUCUACAUGAUUUUGUUUCCAAUGUGCAGUGGGCACAUAAUAGCAAUGUAU
Messenger RNA from Colius striatus (speckled mousebird), 3196 nucleotides. RefSeq names its product transmembrane protein 175 (gene TMEM175). Gene Ontology annotation, cellular component: lysosome; endosome. NCBI's taxonomy places the organism in Eukaryota, Metazoa, Chordata, Aves, Coliiformes, Coliidae. The record is from RefSeq and is a predicted model, not a curated record. Bases 97 to 1593 code for a protein of 498 amino acids. Gene Ontology annotation, molecular function: potassium ion leak channel activity; proton channel activity. The transcript is spliced from 10 exons.